AUAGAUAGAUAGAGAGAGAGAGAUAGCGAGAGAGAGCGAGAGAGACAGAGAGAGAGAGAGAGAGAGAGAGAGAGAGAGAGAGGGGUGACCGUAGAGUGAUGGGACCCGGCUGAGGGAACAGCAGCGAGUGAUCACUCUCCGAGCUGGUAAUGACAGGUAGACAGAUGUGAAGGAUGACUUCCUGCUCAGAGAUCUGUGGGUCGGACUACGGUGAGCAAGCUCAAGCCAGCGGGAACUGCCAGCAGUAUGGAGUCCGCUCCUACCUUCACCAGUUUUACGAGGAAUGCACAGCUUCCAUCUGGGAACGCGAUGAAGAUUUUCAGAUUCAGAGAUCACCGAGUAGGUGGAGCUCUUUACUCUGGAAGGUCUGUCUCGUGUUCGGCACUCUGAUCUUAGUAGUGGGCCUCAUUGUUGUGUUGGUGGGUUACGGCACUCCAACCAGGAUCGAAGCAUUUGGCGAGGAUGAUCUCCUAUUUGUUGACAGCCAUGCGGUCAGUUUCAACCGUGCACUGGAUGUUUGCAAGCUGACCGGCGCCGUGCUGUUCUGUGUGGGAGGCACCUCCAUGGCAGUGGGUCUCCUGCUGUCUGCCUUUGCUAAAAGUUACUCCAAAGAAGAGCUGUAUCUGCAGCAGAAGUUUAAGGAGAGGUUGGCCGAUCUGCACACGACAGUCGGUACCCCCAUAAUGAGGGCGCCAACACCCGGCGAGGGAAAAGUUCCAGUCACACUUUCAAAAGUGCAGAACAUCCAGCCAACGACCACAAAGUCAGAGACCUGACAGAAGACCACAUGAAGUCGUACAGUGAAGAAAUGUGUGUGUGUAUGUGUGAAGAUUGACUGGAGUGCAAACUGGUGUGUGAGUGUGAAACAAGUGUGUGUGUGGAAGUCGAUCCGUGUGCAUUUCUCUCAUUUUGAAAGGUCAACUCACAUGACUGAUAGGAUUGGUUCUUCAUCUUUAUUUGCUUUGUUUGACAUUACAGCUCGAUUCUUAAGGUUAUAUAGGCGCAGAGUUGAUCGAGCUGAGCAAAGUUUAUCUCCUUCAUUUGAAUAUCACUAGUAUGAAAUUCAAUUUUUAGUUCAACAAUGCACAUGCAGGUUCUGAGCUAAAUGCCCAGAAAACAAGCCACAGGCAGAAAUAAGUAUACAACAGCAGCUGAGGGUGGGGGUCGUAGAGCAGCAGAUGUACCAUUUGAAGUAAUUGCUGAUUGGCUCCAUUCACAGAAAUGAUCAAAAACGAGGCAUGAACACAUCAACCAUUAUCUCUGUGUCGAAGAUCAGAUUCAGUCUCUGUGGACUGAAUAUUCAUUGUGUAUCCUGUGUACACAGAAAAUCACCACAGUGAGAGCUGUCAAUCAAAACCGCACAAUAAGAAUCCAUGUACUGAUAUAUACUUCUUUUAAGUUAUUUUUUACACGCCA
Molecule: messenger RNA, 1416 nt
Organism: Labrus mixtus (cuckoo wrasse)
Lineage: Eukaryota; Metazoa; Chordata; Actinopteri; Labriformes; Labridae
Gene: nrsn1
Product: neurensin 1
Exons: 6
Coding region: 174-776 (200 amino acids)
Biological process (GO): nervous system development
Cellular component (GO): neuron projection; transport vesicle; neuronal cell body
Source: RefSeq, a predicted model, not a curated record